Messenger RNA from Neltuma alba, 2182 nucleotides. RefSeq names its product inosine-5'-monophosphate dehydrogenase. Gene Ontology annotation, biological process: GTP biosynthetic process. Bases 313 to 1818 code for a protein of 501 amino acids. Lineage: Eukaryota; Viridiplantae; Streptophyta; Magnoliopsida; Fabales; Fabaceae. Gene Ontology annotation, molecular function: IMP dehydrogenase activity. The transcript is spliced from 4 exons. The record is from RefSeq and is a predicted model, not a curated record. Gene Ontology annotation, cellular component: cytoplasm.
CUAAUCUUCAGCCUCCUCUUCCAGUUUCAGUCCACAGUGCGUCGGGAAGUCGGCCGUCUCUCCUCUACCCUGUUCCCCAUUCUCUCCUGCUUUCAUCGAAUCUCCUGCAGGCAGGCUUCAAGCUUUCCCUACCUCCUUCCUUAUCCCCUUCUGUUCAUCUUUCCAAUCUUCACAGCUCUCUCGCACUCUCUCCUUGUCUGUUUCUUCUUGUUUCGUGCAGUGAAGUCGCUCUAUUUGAUAAACAACAAAAAACGAAGUCACUCUUUGUCCCCUUUGUUGAACCCUCACCACAGCAUACUGCUGGCGCCGAUAAUGGACUACACACCGCCUCCGUUUGACGACGGCUUCACUGCCGAGAAGCUCUUCUGCCAGGGUUACUCCUACACUUAUGACGACGUCAUUUUCCUGCCUCACUACAUUGACUUCCCUACUGAUGCCGUUCAGCUUGCUACCAGAGUCAGUCGUAAUGUGCCUCUAAAUAUCCCCUGUGUCGCUUCUCCAAUGGACACCGUCUCCGAAGCCCACAUGGCCGUCGCCAUGGCUGCCCUUGGUGGGAUCGCUUUUAUCCACUCUAAUACGACGCCGUCCGAUCAGGCUGCCAUGGUACGUUCCGCUAAGUCGCGUCGAGUGCCGAUUCUCUCCAGCCCUGUCUUCAAAGCACCCUCUGGGAGGAUUGAGUCGCUUGAUGAUUUUGGCGACUCACCGUAUGUUUUGGUGACUGAGUCGGGCACUUCGACAUCUAAGCUUUUGGGUUAUGUCUCGAAGUUGGAUUGGCGGAAACUAAACGAUAAAGAGGUGAAGAUAUAUGACUAUAUGGUGAACUCGUCGGAUUCAGUACCGUCGAGCUUUGAUUUAGGACAAAUCCAUGCGUUUAUGGAGGAGAAGAAGUCAAAUUUCGUGCCUUUGAUGAACAACGACGAGGUGUUGGAUUUGGUGACGAAGGAGGAUGUUGAAAGGAUUAGAGGGUAUCCUAAACUGGCAGCAGGUUCUGUGGGGGCGGAUGGGAAGUGGCUGGUUGGUGCGUCAAUUGGCACAAGGGAAAGUGACAAAGAAAGAUUAGAAUACCUACUGAAGGCUGGAGUGAAUGUAGUAGUCUUGGACAGCUCUCAAGGGAACUCUAUCUACCAGUUGGAGAUGAUAAAAUACAUAAAAAAUAAGUAUCCAGAAUUAGAUGUUGUAGGCGGGAAUGUCGUUACUAUGUACCAAGCUGACAAUUUGAUUCAAGCUGGUGUUGAUGGAGUGCGAGUUGGUAUGGGGUCUGGAUCUAUAUGUACGACUCAAGAGGUUUGUGCAGUAGGGCGAGGACAGGCAACAGCUGUUUACAAGGUCUCAUCGAUUGCUUAUAAAAGUGGUGUUCCUGUUAUUGCUGAUGGUGGCAUCUCAAACUCUGGUCAUAUUGUUAAAGCCUUAACGCUUGGAGCAUCUACUGUGAUGAUGGGAAGCUUCUUGGCGGGGAGCACUGAAGCUCCUGGUGCUUACGAGUAUCGGAAUGGUGUACGUGUCAAAAAGUAUCGAGGAAUGGGCUCUUUAGAAGCUAUGACAAAAGGUAGUGAUGCAAGAUACUUGGGCGAUACUGCAAAGCUAAAAAUUGCUCAGGGGGUUGUUGGAGCAGUUAAAGAUAAGGGUUCUGUCUUGAAGUUCGUACCAUACACCCUGCAAGCAGUUAAGCAAGGGUUUCAAGAUCUUGGUGCCUCCUCUCUGCAGGCUGCUCAUGAUCUUCUAAGAUCUAAGGUGUUAAGGCUAGAGGUCCGAACUGGAGCAGCACAGGUGGAAGGUGGAGUUCAUGGGUUGGUUUCUUAUGAAAAGAAAUAUUUUUGAUGGGUAUGAAAGUAUGAAACUAUGUAGCUUUCUCUGAAAGCUGUGGAUGAAGUCAAGUGACAAAAAUGUUUGUAUGAAUAGUGAAAUUCGGGAGGGACGAUAUUGGAUUUGCAAAGGAAAAGAUUCCACCCUCAUUUUAUUAAUAAGAACUCUUUACCAUCAAUUAUAUUUAUGAUUGUCUUGUAGAGUCAAGCUUAAUGUUGUCGAUUUAAUAUUUGAAUGAUGAUUUAAUGUUUUCAUCUCUGCAGUACUUGCAGAAAAUUCGUUGCAUCCAGUUGGAAUGUAUUGUUGAAAGGGCUGCAAGAGAUGAUAUAUUUUUUUAUUGAGCUUCGAAAUUGAGUAGAAGUCAUCUCAGUUAUUUGGA